Molecule: messenger RNA, 2535 nt
Organism: Galleria mellonella (greater wax moth)
Lineage: Eukaryota; Metazoa; Arthropoda; Insecta; Lepidoptera; Pyralidae
Product: spermatogenesis-associated protein 6
Exons: 6
Coding region: 156-1064 (302 amino acids)
Biological process (GO): spermatogenesis
Molecular function (GO): myosin light chain binding
Source: RefSeq, a predicted model, not a curated record
UAAAAGAUUUAUAUCUAGUCAGAAACUAAAUUUAUGUAAUAAAUCUUAUAAUAAAAAUGGUUUUUCCAAAAAAUAUUGCCAAUAGAAAUGAUAAGUGUAUAAAAUUAUUUUCUUAUUAAACUGAUUAAGUUACCAAAUGUAACAUACAUUGCGACAUGCCUAAGAUUAUCGAGUUGACUGUCGAAAUAAAUAUACAAAAAGUGUCAUGUCCAGGAGUAUGGUUAUGCCAAGAUGGCCGUGUAUCACUUACAGUGUUUGCUCUCGGAACCAGUUACCAAACUUGUAUGUUGCCACCUGUUUUCCCAUUAAUGUUCAAAGAUGUGUUUUACUUCCGUAAGCGAUUCCAAGAGACCUGUGCCUUAAACAAUAUCUGCUGUUUACUCAAGGAUGAGACAAUAUAUUGUGAAUUAGUCCAAUGGAGUGAAAAUUGCCAAUCUGGUGAAUGUAUAAUCCUAGCUCAGUAUCUUGGUGCUGUCAAUGAUGUUCUGUUCCCACCAAACAUGUGUUCCAGUGACGGGGUAGACUUACUAAUGAGGAGAUCGAAAGAAUUUCCUGGUAUUCUAUCUCCAAAAAUCGAAAUAGCUACUAAAGUGCGUAUUGACGAAAUUUGGAAUCAACCAUGCAACAUAAAGUCUUUGAAAAUAAGUUCUUGCCAUUGUCGACCGAGGGACACAGAAGGAUCUAGGCAAAAGCAAGUGUGCCAUAGUGCUCAAUAUCAUAGGAAUAAAUGCAGUUCUACUAAGAAAGCGCCUUCUGUUACGAGGUCAAGGUCGCGUUCUGGCGGAUCGAGGUCAUGUUGUAGUUUGGCACCAGAACCAGAAACUCGAGUCACAUGUAGUUAUCCAAAGUCUAGCAGCGAAGCAGAUAUCAAACCCACAACACCUGACCAAGAGGAACAGCCCCAGAAGACGACAGUGGAAAGUCACUACAUAGACACUGACAGAUACAAAGACAAGCUGAAAGACAGGUGGAAGAAACAUGUUCCGUUCAAAAUAACUCCAUGUGUGUGUGAUAUCUGUAAAAGGUAUCAUGAACUGUUUCAUACUGACUAUUCGAGUAGAUAACGCCUAUAAUUGACUGGUAAACAUUGACUGAACUUGCUUUUGCUUCAACGACAAUGAAUUUAAAUAGAUGAUUUAAAAUUAUUUUAAAUAAAGAUAUACAGUUUUCAAAUAUAUGCCCCAAUAAUAGAUAUAGCCAGAUAAGAGAAUCAGUCACUUGACAAUGCAGUAGCACGUACGAAAAUUUAUAAAAAAAAAAUACUCUCUCAUUAGUGUGCAGAAUUCUAGCAGUAACAUGCAAGAUUUAAAAUAAAACAGAGAUCACAGAAUAAGACCUAAAUAUAUUUUAGAACUAGGUACACAAAUUUUCUGAAUGCAGUCGAGAAACGAAGAACUGCUCUUUACAUGUUUACAAUAAACGAAAAUUGUAGUAUGGAAAAAGCGAGUAAUCACUAGCUUUAUUUAAAUCCAUCAUGAAAGAAUCUGCACAUUGGCCUGUAAUUUAGACUUUGAGUAACCGGGAGAUAUUGAUUGAAAUAAAAAUAGUCUUGUGUUAUUCUCCGUCCAAAAUGUAUGUUUAUAUCAAUUUAACCCUUAAAAGCCUGAUUUUUUAAAUCAAAUUAAAGAAUAUAUAAGUAUACCCUUUACUGUAUUUACUAAUGGGUAAAAAUAGUAAAAAAAAAAAUCAAAACGAUAUUUUUAAAUAUUUAUUUUGAAAAAAACAUUUAGUAUCAUUUUUGAUACUUUAGGCAUUACGGUAAUCAAAAUAUUUAAAUUUAUUUAACAAUGAAACAAUGCAAACCCCGGUAUCAAAUUUGAAACUUCAGGCAUUUAAGGGUUAAUGACAUGUUGAGCUGUAUAGGUGCUAUGAGCUAAUAAAUUCACAUUUGUAGUUUUAGUAAGGAUUACCUACAUUUAACUGAAGCCUAACUAACUACACAUCUUGAUAGGUGCUUUUAUAUGAAAUAAAAGUAUACUUUAUUAUUAACAUUAUUGGAUUAGCAUUUUAGAUAUUACACUGAGUGUUCAUUGUAAAAAAAAUGGCUAAAAAAUGUAGUGUUUUAUAUAUUUAUUUAGAAAUGAAUUAUCAUAUCCCACCGUCUCAUAAUUUUACAUGUACUUAUCUGCCCAUAAUAUGUGUUGGUGUAUAUUGGUAAUAGAGUACAGUACUAUUUAAUUUAUAUUUUACUAUGAUGUUAAAUUUUAAGUUUAUUUGUUUAUAUAGUAAAAUAUAUAUGUAUAGUAAAAUUUAUUUGUUUAUUAUUUAUUGCACAAUAUUUGUACAAGUCGUCAUAGUCGUAGAAUACUGACUGAUCUGACAAAGAUUACAUAUAAAGAUCCGUCAGUAUUCUACGACUAUGACGAUAUAUUAAAUUCUACGAUGCAUUGUUUAAAAUCAGUUUUAUAUUUAAAAUAAGGAAAAUAGUCUGCUUUAAAAAAAACAUAAAUGAAUAUAACAUAUUAUGUAACAAUUUAUACGAGUCAUAAAAUGUUAAUAUAGAUAAUAUAUUAUUAACAAUGCAAUUUGAAAGAU